Molecule: messenger RNA, 6610 nt
Organism: Ostrea edulis (European flat oyster)
Lineage: Eukaryota; Metazoa; Mollusca; Bivalvia; Ostreida; Ostreidae
Product: TNFAIP3-interacting protein 2-like
Exons: 8
Coding region: 2556-4406 (616 amino acids)
Biological process (GO): regulation of phosphatidylinositol 3-kinase/protein kinase B signal transduction; mitotic cytokinesis
Molecular function (GO): K63-linked polyubiquitin modification-dependent protein binding
Source: RefSeq, a predicted model, not a curated record
UUUUUAAUUUAAUUAAAUUUUAACAUCGAGUAAAAACUCAUCUUUGCUAGACAAGGGUUUUCGGUCCACUCCGCUGGGGAUUCUGUUGUAGAAUUCUGGUUGAGGCCCCUUGGGGAUCCGGGUUAGAAUAGGUCCUCAGUACUCCUUGCUUGUUGUAAGAGGCGACUUCGGAUGAGAACGCAAAAACCGAGAUCCCGUGUCACAGCAGGUGUGGCAGAAGCGCCAAGCAUCUAUAAGCCUAAAUUUGAAGCCCUUCACUGGCAAAGGUGAAGUCUUCAUACGAGUGAAAAAUUCUCGAGAGGGACGUACUACAAUAUUCAAUCAAUCGGGUUGAAGAUAGAAUGAGAUAAUCAGAGUGAAAGUCACAAUUUGAAAUUUCUGAUAAGUCUAUAAUUUUUGAGUCGGAAAUUGUUUUCGUAGUAGGUAGAGUCACAUCUUAAUGGCAAGCCGUGUUACUCUCCUCCCAGACUUAACGUGUCAAGCCGUUGGAUAUCAAUGACAGUUCUAAGAUUCAAUUUUGAUCCCCACAAAUGAAUAUUACACAGACCUAUCCUUCCCACUUCCAAGGAUUUUUCACCAGUGGCGGAUCCAAUAAAAAACGAAGUGGGAGCGCAGUCCCCUGAAGCUACCUAAGUUUUGACAAAAUAAGUCAUAUUCUUGAUUUACGGGACAUAUUUCCAUUUAAAAAAUCGCCCGGCGCUGGACUCGCCACUGGUCCAAUCCUCCUCAUCUAGUUAAUGCAAGACAAGGAUAUCAAAAGAAAAUGAAAAUUGUAUGAAAGCAUGUCUUUUCUAGUAUUUUGUCAAAUUGUGCAAUGACAUAAAGUAUUGCAUCCAGCUUGUGAGUGAUUUUUUAAGGAGAGGGGAUUUCCCUGUUACAUACGGACGACUCUUUUAAACUCGACCUUGUCUGCCAGAAUAUCAAAAUGUUUCCGCAGCAUAUUAUCAGGGACCUCUAUAUGUAUACACUAAAUUGAUAUGAUAUUCACGGAAGGCCAAACUAACAUGUAUUCAAAUAAAGUAUAAUGAUAUUUCAUCAUCAACAAUAGAGACAAUGAUGCCUGGAUAUGGUUAUGUAAUAAGCAAUAUUGUUGAGUUUCUAUAGAAAUAAUGUUUAAAUUAUACUUCUUUUGUCAACAAUGCCUUCCGGGGCCCUUGAUUGGUCAAUAAAAUAUCUUGUAUCUUGUUCCUAUCUUCAAAUAAUUGAACAUAUUUCUAAAAUUGAAUAAGUAUAAUUGAAUCAGAGAUAGGUGAAAAUGAAUCAUAUAUAUAUAACACAGCCCUCAAAGGAUUUUAUAAAUUAAAAAAAAGACUUUUUAUGUUUAGCACCAUGAAAUUAAAACAAGUACUCAUCUCUUUGACCACACAAUAAAACCAAUUUUAUUAUAUAUAAUUCUGAAAUAUGGGGUGGAUACAUAGAGUCAUGGAAUAAAUUAAAAUCAUCACCAAACUUUUUAAAUCACUUCAAUGUGAGAAGCUUCAUCAUAAAUAUUCUAAAUGUAUUCUGGGUGUACAUAAGAAAAGUACAAAUUUUGCUGUACUAUCAGAAUUGGGGAAAGCUUUAGAAUAUGUUAAAAUUGGAUAUCCGUUAAGAGAUUUUAGUCAGUAUAGAUUUUAGAAAAUUGUAAAGAAAUUUCUCUGUGAUAAAUACACUGAAAUCCGGUACAAUAAUCGAAAUAAAUUAAUUGAUGGGAAACUGUGCACUUAUUUUAAACAUAAGGAGCACUUUGGUUUUGAGAACUAUCUUAAUAAAUUUAAAAAUUUUGAUAUUAGAAGAUCUAUUUGUAAGUUACGGAUAUCAGCUCAUAAAUUAAUGAUUGAAGUUGGUAGAUAUUCUGGUAUUACUAGGAAUGAACGAAUAUGUAACAAAUGCAACUCCGGUUUAUUAGGUGAUGAGAUUCAUUUUUUGAUUAAAUGUGAAAAGUUUGCUGAUGAAAGAAAAUCUUUUCGUGGUGCUAUAGAAAAAACAGUUAAAUUUUUUACCAAACUCAAUGAUGAACAAAAAUUCAUUUACAUACUAUGUUCUGAAGAGCCAUCCAUUCUAAAUAUAACUGGAAAAUUUAUUUUGAACAAUAUAUGACAAUGUAUUUGUAUAUAACUAUGUAUUAUGUAAUCACUUCUUUCUUUACUUGUAUAUGUACAUUAUUUGUAUGUAUUUUCAUGCUGCCCCUUGAGGGCCCUUGAUUGGAAAAUAAUAUAUAUAUAUAUAUAUAUAUAUAUAUAUAUAUAUAUAUAUAUACGUAUAAAUAAUUAUCAUAGUUUAUAAUGUAACCACUAAAAACGUACAGAAUAAGACGAAGAAGAAAAAGAAAGAAAGAAAAGAAACAACGACCCAUUACGUACGUUAAUAUUUUAUUCAAUAUUUCUCACCAACACAGUCUGUCUUUCCAGUGUUUUCAGCAAGAGCAGCUGUCAUUGUCAAACUAAAACAGACUAUAGGUAUUUCCCCCUAGAAAUUUGAGUCGCUAUUAAUAGCAGUGAGGUUGACAGUGGUAAAAGCCCUUACUUUUACAACGCAGGAUCGAGUUUGCGUUUUUUAUCAAGGAUUUCCCAUUUAUGUGCCUGAAGAUGGCGACAGAAAUGACCAGAACAAAUUCGGCAGAAUCCUCGAUGUCUUCGCAUUAUAGCAUUGAACAGGAACGGGACUCUUAUAAAGAGAAAGUGGAACACAUGAAAGUUCUUUUAAAACAAUGCCAAUCUGAACUUCACACCUAUAAGAUCCGUCACGGGGGUGUGGAGACUUUUUCAAGACUCUUACAGGAAGCAAAACAGGAGAAUGGUAAUCUGAACAAGAAAUUGAAGACGUUGGAAACAAUUGUUCGUAAUUUACAGAGUAGAUUGAUUAAUAAUGGAUUAUCCGCUUGUCUUAGCUUGGAAGAAAGUGAUGAUUUUAUUCCCGGAACUUCUAAACAAGUUCUGGAAAAUUUAUCAAGAGAAAACUCUCGGCUUAAACAGCUUUUGAGAUCGUCCCCAUCCGACCCGGAAGAAAUUCAAACCUUGCAACAGAAAAUCAAAGAACUGAGUCAAUGGAAUGGCACGCUUCAACAACAACUGGAGUCAAAGGUGUCUCGAAUGAAUGACCUUGAGCGAGCUCUGUCUAAUUCUGCAGACGAAAAAGAUGCUCAGAUUCGUCGUCUAACGACAACAGUGGAGGAAUUACGAGAAAGCUUUCGCACGAGAGAUGUGUUAUGCAUAUCGCUGGCUGAGGAAACCAACAACCUCCGUCAGCAACUGACAGAUGUUGGGACCCAGUGCCAGCAGAUGGCGCUACGUCUUGAGAACAGCAAAGCCAAGCAAGGAGCACAAGUUACGGGAACAGACAAGUUUCCAGAGAAUAUUGAAAGACUGAGAGAAGAAAAUGUCACACUGAAGGCCAAAAUGGAAGAGGUUACAAAAAUGAACCACAGGUGGCAGUCAUACAACACGAUGCAGGAGCAGAGAAUUCAGCAGUUGGUGGGCGAGUUGGAGGCUGCCCAGGAUUUCACAGUCACUCCUGAGCGAGAAGAGUCAAUCAACCGUGCUUUAGAAGAAGCCAAGACUAAACUCCAGUCACUGGAAACACAAAAAAAAGAGUUUGAAACAAAAUUAACUGAGGCUUUGACGUAUAACUCCCACCUGACACAGGAAGUAGAAAAGCUCAGAGAGGAAGUGAAUUCUCGUCGGGAGGGGACAUGCCUGAGCAGUAACUCGGAAUCUAUCGAGGCCUUGAAACAUCAGAUUCAGAUAUGCACGGAGGACUUUGAAUAUGAACGCAGUGACAGAGAAAAGGCUCAGCACCGGAUCUCUCAACUGGAGGAAGAGAUGAAACAAAUCAAAGCUGAACGAGAUCGAUAUAAAACUAGACUUUCACAGAUAGAGUCUGAAAAUAGCAAGAGAGAUUCAGUCAGCCGAAACCGAUUGCCUCAGGUCAAUUUAGACUACAACCUCCUCACCAACCAAUCACUGUACAAUGACUUUAAUCUGAAUCCAGUCAACCAUGGAUAUUCUUUGGAGACACCACUUGCUGCUAGAGGUCCUAGUCAAAAUCCUGAGCUAAAGCCCCCAAAGAGUUUACCUGUUGACCGCAUCAAAGGACAAAUUGAUCACAGUAUUUCUGAUCCGAGUGUGAGUCCCUCGGUGUAUACAGCCCAGACUAUGAACGAAGUGGACAGUACUCUUCAGACAGACAAUACCUCAUCUAUGUCACAACUUAGUGUUCCUAAAAAUAGCCAGGAGUUAAGUGGCAAGGCCGAUUCCGAGUUAGGUCUUUCUCUGACAGUUCCAUCUUUAAAUGACCUUGAUGAAAUCAACGAUACGGAGAGUGAAACAGGGAAUGGACAAAUGUUGUCGUGUCCAAAGUGUGGACAAAGCUUUAGUGCCGACUGUCAUGCUCAGCUGGUGGAACACCUGGAUGUAUGUUGUGAUUGACCUUGACCUGGGUAACUUUGACCUCUGAUUGAUCAUGAUGAUAUUGUUGUGUAUUUAAGUUGAGUCACACACAGUAAUAAAACAUUUAAAGUACUUGUAGAAUUUUCAAGAAGAUUUUGGGGCAAUUAUAAAUUAUUAUUUGCCGAAACGUGAUGUAAAUUUUGAAUUGGAUUUCAAGUGUGUCCUUUCUUUAAACUGUAUGAGUAUGUCAAGUAACAUUUCAUCAUGCAAUGAUCUACAUGUAUCUUACUGUAAUUUUCAUGACAUCCAUUUUACAUAAUGCAUUCAUCUCUCAUUUACACAUGGAAUUCUAUUUGCAUCUGAAGAAUCUGUAGAGGUUUUCAAACAUUAAUGAAGUAAAUGUGGUGUAUAUGGUGUGAAGUCUAGUUGUAUGUUAUAUAGUAUUAUACACAUGUACUGUCAAAGUGGUUAUAUACACGUGGGGGGGGGGGGGGGGGGGGGGGGGGGGGUUACACCAAUUACGUGGUCAUGUAAUAAGCGAGUAAAUUUCCCCAUGCAUUUAGUUAUAAAUAUUUUGAUGUAAUGUAUUCAGUUAUUGCGUAUUUUUCCCCCACGCGUAAGGUUGGACGUAGAAAAACGCGUAUUUAACCCCCAGACAGCGUAAAUAAGCACUUUUACAGUAUACCAUGAUAUGUAGGCUUUAAAAAACUGUCAAUUUACAUUCAUGUAAGCUUUAAAGCCCUUGAAGAUAAGGUUGCUUGUGUGUGUACAUGUAAUUGCUUAUUAGAAGUCCGUGUUACCUUCAGACUGUGAUAUAUAACUCAAUGAUAGUGACAGACUGGGAAGGUGGGGAUGCAAUUAUGUAAACAAAAAAUAACGAACCUAGGAUCAGUAAUACUGUAAAUCACACGUACAUUUCAUGAGGGCUUGUCUCAGUAGUCUUGCCUUAUCGUAUUUACCAGUGAGACAUAAUAUUUGCAAACAUUUCAUUAAUAUUAAACUAAAUAUAUGGUAUACAAAAAUUAUUUACAAGAUCUUUAUAUUUUUCAUCAAAGGCAAUGUCACAAACUUGAUAAUUUUUUGCAAACCAAUCACAAAUAAAAAUUCAAACAGUUGAAACAAAUAAUUCCCAUCCCACCAACUUGUCAGGUCUGUCACUGGGUUGUUGUGUGUCAAUCUAGAAACUGUGAUAUGUGAUUGUGAGAGGCAAAUAUAUUACAGAAUAAAAACACUGGGACAACUAUAUUAGGAUUUUCUGCAUUCUGUAAGAAAAACUUGUGUAGUUUCCAUGAUUUGAUCAUUUGAAUGACAUUAUGUGGUAGUCUAUUAGCAGACAUUGAAUAUAAGGAAGGAAUGGGGUUGUGAAUAUAGUGUUGAUGGUGCUGAUCCAUUUUGCCAAAUUUCUCCAGUUCUGUUUUGUGACAUAACUGUUUAUCAUAUUAAUUGAAAAGAUUGGUCAUUCUGAAUAUCAAGAAGAAGAAAACCCCCACAAGGGUGAUGAUGUUUAUUCAGCUAAUUUUAAAGUAAUUGAUCAUUAGAAAGGGAGACAUGUUUCAGGGAAACUUACAAGUUUCUAUGAGAGUGAUUUCCUGACGUACUUGUAAAUUAGCCACUAAACAAUUUUGUUUUUAUUACCAUAUUAUAUAAUUACAUCAUGAUUAGUUUGGUUGAGUUGCAUUUGAAUUGUGUAAAUUAUACCAAUGAAGAAUUGUGACAUUUGCAUGUGCAGAGUUUUCUACCCCAGACAAUUUUUAUUUUUCAUUCAGGGAAAGUUGGGGGUGUGUGCUCCAACCAACACUAGAGAUCUAAUAUUUAGUACUUUACAACUGAAACUGCAUGGAAUAGACAAAACUAUGUAUUUUUUUAGGGUGGGGGGUCCCCCCCCCCCACCUCUUGGUUCUGUGUUUGAUGUGAUUAUAACAGACACUAGACAACCUGUACAUUUGAGGAAAUGAACAUUGUAGAAAUGAUUUUUUCAUUAUUUACAAAUUAAGAUUACACAACAUGCUUGUUGGAAAUAAGAACAAUUACAGCCGCAUACCAUUUACACUAUGCUGUAUUAUCAAACAGGAAUUGAUACAUUGAUUAGUUCAGUAAUUAGUACUGUUUUUAUACAUAUAUUACUGGUCAUCAUUCUUAUCACUCAGUUACUAUGGUUACAGACAAUAUUAAGAAACUGUUAAUUUACUAUGUUUGAUCAUGUUUAAAAUUUCGUCUCACAAUAAAUGUAAGAAACCUGUUAA